AUGUCCGACACGUCAGAAGACACUCUACAGUCCGAGAAGGAAGAUAACAUCUGUCGGGACUUUGCUCGAGGAUUGUGUGAUCGUAAAUUCUGCAAAUACAAACAUGAGACAGAUCCUAAAUCGUUGAAUUUUUGCCAUGAUUACCAGAAUAGCAUGUGUCCCAGGCCACACUGCAAGUUUAUACAUUGCGGCUUAGAUGAGGUAGAUGAAUACAAAAGAACGGGUCAAAUGUCCACUCAAAUAUUGGCAGAGGCGACCAGAAAAAAUCAACUUCCCGGGAUUCCGCCAAUAUGCCAACAAUUCAAAAAAGGCAUGUGUCGUCGGAAUUUUUGUAAAUAUAGGCAUAUUACUAAGGAACAAGAGGAGACUGAGAUAUUAGCGAUGAUACAGAGCGAGCAAACUGCUGUAAUAAGUAAUAACCCCAACGAGAUUCCGUUUAAUGGUAUAGAUGCCUUUGCAACCACUAACGGUGGUAUAAGGAGGAAUGGUGUUGAUUUUGAGGAGUACAAAGAUAAUGGCCUUUCAUGUCCGAAAAGACGUUUUUUACCCCCUCAAGAACAAGAUGUGUUGCAAUACGAGGUGAACCAAACUAAACCAUCUUUCAAAGGAUAUUACACCGGAAGUCCACCUUCGCCUAUAUUGAACAGACUCGACGCAAGGACAUUUAUGUUGGAAGAAGAAAACAGCAUGUUACACAAAGAGAUCGCUCAGUUAAAGAAAAGGGUGUCGGACCUAACGGCCACCAACGAAUUCCUGUUGGACCAAAACGCCCAGCUACGCAUGGGCGGCAAACGGCCUGGGAACAUCGGUCGUCCAGGUGGGCCGGACCCGAGCAGCGCCGCCCAAGCGGUUGCUCAGGCAGCUGCCCAGCAGCAGGCCACCGGAACUGUCAUUGCCAGUGUUGCCACGGUGCCCGUCUCGCUAGCCACUGUCUCCACGUGCAAUCCGGUGUCGGGCAACCAUUCGGUGAGCAUUGCUGGAUGCCCAACAGUUAGUAUUGCACCAGCUGCCGCUGCUCAAAUUUUAGCACAACCGAGUCAGCAAAUCUUGGUAACAACCAACCCGACGUCGCAGCUCGCCAUAGCUGCAGCAGCAAACAGUUCCCAGCAAGCGCAGCUGGCUCUUGCCCAGCAAAAUCUUGCUAACAAUCUGCAAGCACAGCCACAGUUGACAUCCCAAGCUCAACUGGCACUUGCAGCAACUACUACGCAACAACUUACAUCACAGGCACAACAAUUGGCAUUAGCCAAUACACCUCAACAACUUACAAUGGCCAACGUUCCGCAACAGCUGGUUUUAGCUGCCAGCACUAAUCAGCAACUGAUCGCCACCCAAACAAUCGCUCCCGAUAUGCAUAGAUCCGCAGCCAAUGGACAAACCCAGGGGAUCAACACCUCGCAGGCGAUGGCCGCAUCACAAGCAAUGGCAGCGUCGCAAGCGCAACCGCUGAUGUCUUACCCUAUUAUCACACAGCAGAGUAUCAGUCAUACGUUGACCCAUUGAAAUCCGGUAGUCAGGUUAUUUUUGUUGCUAGUGCAUUGUUUCAUAUAGUGAGGAAGCAGACCUAAGGGAUCAACACUUCGCAUGCGAUGGCAGCGUCACAAACGAUAGCUGCAUGGCAAACGCAAUCACUCAACAUAUGUCAUACUUACAUUGACAUGUAGAAAUCCAAUAAUCGAGUCAUUUUGCUAGUACGGCCUUAAUGUUCCGACGUAGCGAAUAGACAGACCCAGGCUAUCAGCACCUGGUGGGCCUUAACAGGGUCCCAAGCGAUGGCUGUAUCACAAGCAGUACUACCCUAAGACAGCACAGUAUACGUUGACGAAUUAACAUCCGGUUAUCGUCUAACAUAGCGAACAGGCAGAUCCAGGGAACAACGCUUUGCAGGCGCUAGUUGUGUUGCAAACACAACCGCUCAUGUUUUGUCCUAUUAUCACACAGCAAACAGUCAUAGUUUGACGCAUUGAAAUUCAAUGAGUCAUUUUUGGUAUUGUGAAGUAUACGAGGCCUGUAAGUUAAGUGAUGAGACUAUUUUUUUUUUAUUCAAGUAUAAUUACAGUUUUAUAUUGUCACCUUCAAGAUAACUUCUUUCUGACGGCACACAGCGCUGGUAACGUUUCUUCCACUCCUCUUAGCAGUGAUGGACUCCGAUACUGGAAUAGCCUUCAGCUGAUCAGUUACAGCCGUUCGAAUGUUUUCGACUGUCCCAAAAUAAUUUCCCUUGAGGUGACUUCGGGAAGAGAAAAAAGUUACAAGGACUCAAGUCAGGUGAUUAAGGACGCUGAAGAGCCACAGGAAUGUUUUUACUUGGCAAAAACUCGUAUCGAUAUUGCUGUGUGACAAGGAGCAUUAUCGUGAUGCAAAACCCAGUAGUCCUUGAUCUGAUGAACGGUAGUUUGUCUCUUCCCUGAUCAUCCUGACUGUCAACCGACGAUCUGAAUGCAUAAGAUCCCGGAGUAUGUCGAUAUUUUCAUCAGUUCUUUGAAGAUAAAGGCCUUACGCUUCGUAGUUCAUUUUCAAUCGACUCUCUCCCUUCCAAAAAAGACUGAAACCGCCGAAAAACCUGGACUCUUGAUAAAACCCUAUCUUCGUAUGCCUGCUAAAGUUUAGCAUGAGUUUCCGUAUCACCAAGUCCGAAACAAAACCUGAUAGCAUACCAUUGCUCGAAAUUGAUGUCACUCAUUUUUAGAACACAAUAGGAAAAACUGUUUAACAAAAAAACUCGCUUCGGACGACCAAAUGGCUCUCGCGAGUUCAAACUUGUACUGAAGGCGGAUCACAUGUUCCCCUGUCUCGUCUGCAAGCCCGGCGCCACCAGUGUUGCCAGAUCGAACGCUACGUUAUCAAUCUCAUCACUUAAUUUAUAAACCUCGUAAGAUAGGUCUCUAUAGUGAAAUCUGUAUCGUGUGGGUCAUCUGAGGCUUGGCAAUUGUGCAAAUAUUUCUCUGUCAUCAUUUGUCAGAUUAAAACAGAAUUGUUAGUUUAUAAUUCAAUUUUUUCCUAACCUCAAAUCGACUCAGUGUGUUACUUUCAUUGUUAUCUGUUUAUUUGUCCGAUAUCCGCUGGGUGACACUGUCAUCUCGCGCCCCAUCGAAGAGCGUUGCUCCUCUAGUUGUUCAACGUAUAUCGAGGUAUCUGUAAAGAACGGUGGUUGAUUCGACCCAGAUCGGUGGUUAGUUCGACCCAGAUCGGUGGUGUGAAGACUCAAAGUGUUGCCCAGUUUAAUAAAUAAAAAUUUAAUUUGUAGUUUUAAGGAUAUGAUUCCUGUACAUCAGUACAGAUCUGUCGUAUUCUUGGCAUGUAUUUCUGAUUAUCUCAGGAAUAUGUAUUUAACGAGAAUCGUUUACUUAUAGUAGUCAGAGUUUGAGCACAAUGUACAAGUUUGAUCACUGUGGCGUAGAUACCUCGAGUGGCACCCGGUGCGGAAGUUGGUGGUGUCACCCCAUCGAAAGUCAAAAGCAGUACAUUUUAUAUGAUUUAUAAACGUCAUGGAUUUAGUAUUUAUAUUUAAAAUAUUGAACAAAUAACAAAACUCAAUGAAAACUAAGACAAAAAAUAUUCUUAUCCUACAAUUAAAAUCUCUUCUUUCUAGCUUUGACAGCUGCAAACUCGGAAAUAACUUCAUCAAAAUUUAUCUCGUCUUCGAUGGCUAAUAUACCAAGAUUGCAAAGCGGCGAUUGCGUCACUGUUGCCCGCAAAUAGUUUUUUAUUAAUUUUAGUUUACUGUCAUGAACAAUUUUAGGGCAACCAUAAGAUUUGGAAGAGAUUCUGUAAAAUCCCAUUCUACAAUAAACCUUAAAAAAUCCAUAGAUACCCAAUCAUAAACUUUAACUUUAGGUGUCUUCGCGUCUUGGUAUCUCCAAAAGUAAUUCUGUUUCUGAGACCUCAUCAUAAAAAUCAGUAAAUUUGGAUGUAUCUGAUUUAAGUUUUUCAGUAUUCGCAAAGUAUUUGUUUGUACGAUCGUGAACAAUGAAGCUAGGUCUUGAAGAGACUUCGAUCUUGUCUGGAGUUCAACUCUGAAUCGGUCAAGACAUUCCCACAUAUGUUUUUAAAGUUCUUCUUUCAGUGUGAGUCUUGCAUCACUGGCCAUCUCACCAGCCACCGUUUUUUACGAUGAAGUCGUCUUUCUGUUGGAAUAUCAUAGUCUUCUGAUUUUGGGGGAAUCCCCGAAUUAUACAUAGAGCUGGGCUGGUGCUUGUGGAGGAAUCACCGAAGUAGACAACUCUGCUGGCGAUUUAAUUUCUUGUUUGUUUGUACAUUGUUCUUAAAGUUGAGAUACCGGGUGGGUAUCACCCCAAAAAAGGUGACACCCAGUGCGGCCCGCCAACGCCUCCCACCCCUUGCUAUGCCGCUGCACUGCAUAUUUUAUAUUUAUUUCACAUAGAACAAAAAUUACAGCAUGUUUCUAAGAAUCACCAUUGAUUUUAACCGGCAUCAGUCGAAUGAGUUAUUUACGUAAAUAAACCAGGAUAUCUAGAACUUGAGUUUAAAAAAUUGUAAUAAGUUGGUUUACAACGGAAUUAUAUUCUUGAGGGUAUACGGAACCACUUUUUCGCGUAUAUUCAGAUAGUUCUGAACUAUUGUGGUCCAAAAGAAAUUGUGAAAAUACCUUCAAAAUAAGAUCUGACACGACCAAUUUCCCUAAAGUUUGAUUUAUUACAAAAAACGUCAGACAUCGUAUUUUCUACCUUUAUUUUUUACUGGAAAAUGCAUAAUAGUGAAUUUGAAAUAAUUUUCAGAAUAAUGGCCUUUUUUGACGAGGUGUCCAGAGACUUUGGAUCAAUCAUAUGGCUUCACAUUUGCUAGAGAUUUAGUUUAAUAUUACAAGAGGCUAGAGUACAUCUAUUUUGCCUUAUAAACAAUUAGAAUAAGUCCGUUGUUUUUUUUAUAGUCGUAAUUAUGAUGCUCACCACUGAAAAGCUUAUGAAACAUACACACUGAUGAAAAAAUAUAUGAUUUUUAUCCCUUUGAAGCCGAAAUACCAUUUUUAAUCAAAGAAUCAACCUCAACGUCUGUUACCAACAUUAAGGGUCUCAAUAAAACCCACGUAUAAAAAAAGAUUUGAAGUUUAUUAAACUGCCUGUUCAAAACUGUAUGGUUUCAUACAUUCAAUUACAAACACCUUACCAAGAUGAGGCAUUCUCAGCGCAUUCAAAUUACGUGUUUGUUUUUGGAGUCAUAGGUUAUGCUCAGUAUUCUUAUGCAAAAUGCUUUUUUUGUUUUUAAUGAGUUUAUUUUUUCUUCAAAUGUAUGUUGCUUUUGAGAAAUGGGAAUUACGACUGUCAAAAAACAACGGACUUAUUCUAAUUGUUUAUAAGGCAAAAAUAGAUGUUCCAUUGGAUAUUAAUAUAUAUGAAGCGAUUUGAUUAAUCCAGUGUUUCUCAAAAUUUUACCAUUCGCGACCCAAUUUUCAAUAAUUAUUUUCAAAUUUUGGGUUUACAUAUACUGAAGUCAAUGAAGAAGAGAUGCUUCUGUGUAUCAUUUGUUCAAAAAAAUUAGCAGCAGAUAGCAUGAAACCUAAUAAACUUAAAUGACAAUUGAAACCACUUCAUAGUGAGUACAAACCCCGAGAAUUCUUCGAGUUAAAAUUAAAAUCAUACAAAAAGCAAAAAUCAUUUAAAAAAAACUUUUUGAAUGAAAAAGCUUCACUUGCCUCUUAUAAAGUUUCAUAUGAAAUAGCCAGAUGUAAGAAGCCUCACACUAUUGGUGAAGAGCUUAUUUUGCCAGCUGCAAUUAAAAUUGUAGAAACUAUGUUUGGAGAUAAUUUUAACAAUAAAAUGGGGUCCAUACCUUUAUCAAAUGUACAGCAUCAGCUACUCGCGGAGUUGCGAGACAAGUUGUUUUCAGUUCAGCUUGAUGGGGCAACGGACAGCAAUAAAGAUGCUCAUCGCAUUAUUUGCUAUCUUAAAUUAUUAUAUAAUCGAGAGUGGAAGAAUUGCGUCGGAACAUGCACCGAUGAGGCUCGUUCAAUGUCAGGAAGAUUUGAAAGUAUACAAGCCCUUGUAAAACAAAAAUUUGCCAUGUACAUCUGGAUACAUUGCAUGAUUUACAGAGAAGCUCUGGCUUCCAAAGAAAUGUCUCCUGGCCUGAAUAUUGUGCAAACUACGGUUGUAACAGAAGUUAAUUACAUAAAAAUGAGACCUUUGACAACUAGAAUCUUUUCUUCUGCACUUUGUAAAUAUAUGGAUGCAGUACAUUCAGAAUUCAAAAAUUCUAUUGCGAGGCAAGAUAGUUAUAACGUGGGAAAUGUUCACAACGUGUUUUUGGAUUAAGACAUGAAAUCGCCGUUUUUCUAGAAGAAAACCGACCGCAAGCCGAGAUGGUUUAUUUCUAAUGAAAUUGAGCUACUUGGUCGAAAUAUUCGAGAAACUAAAUACAAUCUUGAACCUUCAGCUCCAAGCGGCAAAUACACAUAUAUUGGACAUGAGUCAUAAAGUUAACGCUUUUUGUAGAACAUUGGAAUUUAAAGCAAAAAAAGCUGGAAAUGUUUGCAAAUGUGUGUAUUAAAACUUACAAGGUUGAAGAACACAUUAAAGUUGUUUUCAUAGCCAUUGAAAAUCAUUUUAAAAAAUAUUUUCUUGCCGACGACAAAUUAAAACUUAGUUACGAGUGGGUUAGGAAUCCGUUUCAAAUUACUCCCGAAGGGCUCUCAACCACCGAAGAAGAAAUCUUCAUAGAGUUGACGGCAAACGCCGAAAUCAAAAAACAGUUUCAUAUAAAUCCCUCGUUGAAUUUUGGGCAGGCUUGAAUGAUGAGUUUUCGCCACUAAAAACCAGAGCGUUUCGUAUACUACUACCACUUUCAACAUCUUACCUCUGCGAAACAGGAUUUUCGGCAGUGGCUGCUUUGAAGACUAAAUAUAGAUCGCUGGUAAAUAUAGAAAAAGUACACAGAGCGUCUAUUUCAAAUAUUAAACCUUGUUUCGACAAGCAAGCAGGCCCAAGGGAGUAACUAUUAAUUAUUAUUUUUUACAAUUAAUAUUAUUAAACUUAUUUUUAAUUUAGUAUUGAUAAAUACAGUCCUGUUUAUAAGUGCACCGACUAUAUCAGUGUUAAUGUGUAUUUUAUUUUUGAAUAUGUCAGAAUUUUGUUUUUCUUUCCUUUUAGUAAAUUAUUCAAUGUUUUUUUGAUAUCGAUGGUGUCAAUGCAAUACCUCGUACCUACGAAAUGUCAAAAUUUCAGGAGACAAUGUUUUGCAUAAUAAUUAAUACUUGCAAGUGUUUUAUUUAGUUUAACAUUGUUCUAGGCCUCUAAACAAGCGAAAAAAUUAUUAUUUUAAGUUGUCUUCUAAGAAAUAGGUAUUUAGUAAUUAUUAUGUGAGAUACGAAGUAUUGCACAAAAUUUUUCGUCAACUUUGGAACUUACGAGGUAUUGUACUUAUAAUGAAAACCCAUUUAGAUUUUAGAACAAUUUUAUCUCAAAUCCAUUAAAAUACAAAAUAAAAGAUACACAAAAACUAUAUCCAAGUUACAGUAAAAAAAUGAACAGGAAACAAGGAAAUAUAAAAAUAAUAAAAACCUAUUUGAAAGGUAAACUGUCAUAAAAUGGCCAAUAAUUUUGACCAAUUUUGGUUUUUAUUUCUUGUAAAUGAUCGUAUUUCUUUCUUUGCAAUUGGCAGUUUGUGCUCAAACAAUUGGAGAAAUUGGUUUAUGUCGUUUGGGGUCCUUCUUGGACGAUGAGGUAAUUCUGCAAACUCUUGGUCGAAAUUAAUUUUGUAUGUUAUCAAGCCUUGUUCAUACUGCAGUGCCCUUAUCUGCGUGACUGUCGGAUCAUUGGAUUUUUUACCAGGGCGGAUUGAAUAGUAGACCAAAUCGGCACUAUAGUUUUUGAAAAAAGUAAAAUCUGGAGUUACGACUUCAUAAGGAAAUGGGUUUUGACGCGCUUCUCCAGUAAGACGAUAGUAAUCAUUUGGUAUUUCGAUGUUCUUAUUUUUUAGCUUUCUUUCAAUAACAGCAUGAACACUAUCACAUUCCAUUUGAAAAUGACCUUUAAUCAAGAACUUCUGAGUUAUUUGCACAUUAUAUUGGCGUGAUAGACUAAGCAGAGCAUUUGCCAUGGUACUGUUUCUAUUCUGAUAUGUGCAACCAUCAGAAUAAAUUAUUAUUGGUUUUAUGUGGGCUGCAUUUUGAAGAUACUUUUUAACGGCUUGCAGAUCUACUGUAAUAACAUGACAGACUACCUGCAUUGCUUUUUCUUUAUCAUCAUUUUUUUCUUUUUGAGCUCUCUCUUUGUCUGUUCUAUGUUGUUCCCAGUCUUCUAGGCUUAGAUUUUGAGAUUCAUACUGUACACAUGUAUCACACCGAUCCUUGCGAGGCUUGAAUAUACCAAUAUUCUUUUUAUGUACCCACUUUAUUAAUGUAUUUCUACUGGCUGGUGCUGUGUUUUGUGUUUUUGAAUAAUCCACGAAAGCUUUAUAUAAGUCUGAGUAACUAGAAAACUCAUGUUCAAGGUACAACUUUGUAGUGUCUUUGCGACAAUAGUGACUAGGAAGCUUUGGCAAUUUUUCUAGAAAUGUUGUUAUAAAUGAAUCAUUUUGGGAUUUUCUGGGUAAUCUACGACUGUUAGUUUCUGCUCCACUGGAAGGUGUACCGUAAUGCGAUGUCUCCACCCAGCUCUUUACACUCCAUUCCCCAAGCCCCAGAGUUCCCAAAAACAUUUUUUUACAGACGGGUAUAAGCUUAUCACCAACAUUCAAGCUAUAGUAUAGGGAGCAGGAACGUCGAGAAUUUUCAUCUUUUGUUUUUCUAGAGGUCUCCUGUCUUGAAACAAGGUUGCAGACAUAUACCUUCCUUUGGUCCCAACUCAGGUUCUUCCAAAAAGCUGUAAACAUUUCUUUUCGUGCUUCUUCUCUGAUUUCAUUACAUUUUCUUUUUGAGCUGUUCUUACAGGUUUCUGAGUUACACCUUUCGCCUUGUUUCCGCUCUUUCUAUAUCUUGAAACGUUCUUUUUCUAUUUCGUGGUCGCCUAAAUCCUAUAUAAACCAUACCCUUCAUUCUAAGUUCCUUAUUUCUUUUGAAUGACACAUUGAAAUUUGAUUUAUAUGAAUAGGUGUAUCUUCAGCGGAAAUGAUAUCCCACUGUACCCUUGUCUCUUCUAAAACACCAUUUUGAUCGGCAAACACACUUGAGGAACCUAUUACUGAGUGAUUAUUUAUAGCAUCUAGGCUGAUGUCAUGGAUUACAUUCUGUACAGAAAAUGGCACUAUUUCAUGUUGGUUGGUGUCUAAAUUUUCAGGCAUACUUGUAGUAGGAGAACCAUCGUUCAGAUUUUCGGCUACUGCUGGUUCGAAAGCGUGUGAUAUAGUGCUAUUCUGUAGUUCGAGAAAAUCUGAAUUUAGGACUACGUGGUUCCUCUAAAUUUUCUCUGCUAUCCACAUUAUUGUCUGUAUUAUCAAAAACCAUCUCUGCUUGUCUAUUAAUUUUUCAAAAUCCAUAGUUUGCUGCUCUUGAGUUUCAGAAAUAUCUGAAACAAUAUUUUUCCAAUCAAAAAACCUAUAGGAGAUAAUUUUUCCUCAAGUACUACUAUGAUUUAGGAAAAAAGUUGUUCAUUUAUUUCACACAUGACCAACUAAAAAAAGUAUCCAGUAAUUUAUAUAAUUAUUAUAUUUAAACCUUUAAUAGGAUGGGCGAGGAGGGUGAAUUUUUAGCCGUCACAAUGUUUUCUGGCAUUAUAAAAAUGUAAGAGAAACGAAGGGAAAGCAUAACUGAUAAGAAAAUAAGACAUCAAAUCAAUGGGAACUUUCAUCUAAUCCUAUGGUAUACAUUCUGUUAUUAAUAUAUAAAUAAUUAUAACUUACUUGUGCUUGACAAGGACGCAGCUUGGCACAUUUCCAAUAUUUUUUUGCCACGCAUCUUGCAAUUUUUGAUCUAUAACAAAAAUAACAAAUUGCAAGGAGAAGCACUUAUCUGACAUGCAAAUUCAUAUUUUGACAGGUCAAUAGCACGUAUCUACGAAACAACUACUCGUAUCGCUAGGCAAUAGCUUGUAUCUUCUAAAUAAGAAAUAUUUUGUCAAUUUCAAUGCCACGUAUCUGCCACAACUACAUAAUACAAGCUGAAACAACAUUAAUUGCUACUUUUCUUGCCAAAUAUGUAAUACAACUACAUGUUUAAUAUAUAUACUAAUACCUACAACAAUUAAAUCAAAUAUAAAACGAUUUCUUACCUUAUUUUUCUGCGUUAAAGCAUCAACACUCUACAGAAGACGCCAUGUUUUUAGAGAUACGAGGUAUUGCACAAAUUUGAGCGGGAAUUAUGGGUAAAUGCAAGCCAAAAAGGAACCGUUUGAUUGUUCAGCACUAUUAUGCUCUCUAGCUCUUUGUCUAGAGCGGGCAAUUCAAAUUUAUCAAAAAAUGGAGAUACGAGGUAUUGCCUUGACACCAUCGAUAUGCUCGCUGGAUUAAUCCAAAGUAGCUGGAUAGCUCAUCUUUCUGAAAAAAAUAUGUAACAAUUAUUAGAAAAUUGCAAAAUUUUGUUUAUGGAUUUUAAUCACUACAAGGGCAUUUUGGCUAUUAUUCCAGAUUUACCGACAUGUAUGUAAGUAGUAGUAGUUUUAGUAGUAAGUAAGAAAGUGUAUAAAUCGACGGCUUCUGAUUUUUUUUUGUAAUAAAUUCAGCUACGGCUUGAAGGUAUUUUCAUCCACUUAAUUAUUUUGGACCACCUCCAGUAAUUUACAACUAUUUGAAUAUAUGCGAAAAAGUGAUUUUUACAACUUUAACGUUUAUUGAAAAAAAGUUAUCCAGAAUUUUUUUGCUUAUCUCGCGAUAUAUCAUAUCAUAGAUACUUUUGUCAAUUUUUGUGACAAUAAUGAUUUGUUUCUAAAUGCUGAUAAAUGUACUUUUAUUAGACUCACCCGGAACAAAUCUCUCAUAGAAUACCGGUACCAAAUCAAAAAAAUACCUUUUAAGGAAACGGAUAUAGUGAAGGACCUAGGAGUCCUCAUAGAUGCAAAAAUGACUUUCCAACCACGCAUAGAAAACUUGACUUGCGAAUCAAACAAAUUGUUGGGAUUUAUCUGUCGAAUCUGCAGGGAUUUCACGAGUGCAAGAGCCAUGACAUCACUAUAUUAUUCAUAUAUUUAUAACAAGUUGAACUUUGCUUCCGUUAUAUGGAACCCUCAGUAUAUUACAUACAUAAAUCGAAUUGAAAGUGUACAAAAUAGAUUCCUGAAGAGAUUAAGUUUUAAAAUCGGCAAUCCGGUCCGUGACGGAAACUAUGAUCAUAUUAGACAACAUUUCAAUAUCAUGACCUUAAAAAGUAGAAGAAUGAUGUCCGACGUGUGUCUUAUAUACAAAAUAUUCAACAAUGUUGACUGUCCCUAUUUGCUUUCAGGAAUAAAUAUUAAGAUAGAAACUACCGCCAUUCCAAGUUUUUCAGGAUUCCCUUCUGUAGAACGAAUUUAGGAGUCAACUCACCUGUAAUUAGGGGCCAGAGGGUGUUUAACGAUACCUCUAUAAACUUGGACAUUUUUUUGGUUAGUUUUAACAAGUUUAAAGCAACGGUAAGGAGGCAGCUUACGUAGGAUAGUAUCAUACUACUUAAUUGUUUGUUUGCUGUGAUACUGUUGUCAACCAUUAAUACUUUUAUAUAGUAUUUUAUAUGUUAUGUUAUCAAAGCUGUCUAGUAACGUGCUGUGUUUGUGUUUUUUGGUGACUAGUGCGAUUCAUGGAAUAGUGUAAUUCUGUAAUUGAUGCAUGCUAAUUUUUAAAAAAUUAAAUUUUAAAUUUAUAUCGUUAUAUAUAUAUAUAUAUA
This is a messenger RNA of Acanthoscelides obtectus, 11749 nucleotides long. Lineage: Eukaryota; Metazoa; Arthropoda; Insecta; Coleoptera; Chrysomelidae. The record is from the annotation of a GenBank genome assembly.